Nicrophorus vespilloides is the source of this 2229-nucleotide messenger RNA. RefSeq names its product protein claret segregational. Gene Ontology annotation, molecular function: microtubule binding; ATP binding; microtubule motor activity. Gene Ontology annotation, biological process: microtubule-based movement. The transcript is spliced from 3 exons. The coding region runs from base 137 to 2050 and encodes 637 amino acids. Lineage: Eukaryota; Metazoa; Arthropoda; Insecta; Coleoptera; Silphidae. The record is from RefSeq and is a predicted model, not a curated record.
UGCGCAUGGUUUUAUAACGAAUUUUGACAGCUCACGUUUUUCAAAUUUUAUAACCGUUGGUUUUGGCGUCUUUAGUGGUGUUUAGUUUUUCGGUGUAUAAAGUGUUUGAAUGAUCUCUGUUAUUGUAUAGUGAAAAAUGGAAAACAAACCGAAAACUCUUUUGUCCAAGUUAAGACCACCAACAAAACUAAUUAGUGUUGGGAGUUCAUCAAAUAUAUUAAGAGAUAGAACUCAAAAAAAUGAAGUCACCUCAACAUUAUCAAGAGCAAUACCAGCAAGGCUGGCCCCCAUGUCUAGAAGAUCUAAAUCUUUUUCAGAUCUAAGAACAUUAUGUAAUAAACCUUUGAGUUUUGAUAGACCUAAUCUAAGAACUCUUACAAAGCCUGCUGUUAAGAAGGAGUUGCCAAAGAGUAUAACAAAUGCAACAGUUAGGAAACCAAUUGGUAUACAACAGGCAACAACAUCCAAGCAACCCAUAAAAAGAGCAGCAAAUGAUAAAAAUUCAGAUGAACCGAAAAUAAAAAAAGUUUCAAAACCAGCACCAUAUGAUUACAAAGCUAGGUUUAAUUUACUGAAUGAAAAGUAUACACUCUUAAUACAAAAUUCCAAAGAUUCAAAGGGUACUUUGUCAACAGCACUUACAGAACUUGAGGAAUAUAAAACGAAAUAUGAAUCAACCAAUAACCUUGCUGUUAAUUUACAGCAAGCUAAAAAUCUAUUGACCAAAAGAGCUGAGGAAGCUGAAAAUGAUUUAAAGAAACUAAAAGAGGAACAUGAAAAAGUUUCAAGAGAAUUUAAAACUUUAAGAGAAAAAUAUGAUAUUAUUGACAAAGAACAUACUGAGAUAAUGGUAAAGUAUGAGAAAGAAGGGAGGGAAUUAAAAGUUUAUAAAUCUAAUUUGGAAACUGCAAAUGAAAAUAUUUGUAACUUGGAGAAUUCAGUACAAACAUUCAAGCAAGACUUGCUUGCAAGUGAACAAACCAGAAGAUACUUGCAUAACAAAAUACAAGAUUUGAAGGGCAAUAUAAGAGUCUUCUGCAGAGUAAGACCACCUAAAGAUUCUGAAGAUGAUAGAAUGAUAACGAACAUGACAUUCAUUGAUGAAUCCACAUUAGAAAUUAAAAAACAGAAGGAAAGCAUUAGUGCUAUAACUGGAAAAUGUGCAGAUUUGAAACAGGAAUUUAAUUUUGAUAAAGUAUUUCCACCAGAGAGUAGCCAAGAGGAAGUAUUUGAAGACUUGUCACAAUUGGUUCAGUCUGCAUUGGAUGGUUAUAAUAUUUGUGUGUUUGCUUAUGGGCAAACAGGAUCUGGUAAAACUUAUACAAUGCAAGGAGUACCUGGAGACCUAGGCAUGAUUCCGAGAUGUGUUGAUCUGUUAUUUAAGCAUAUACAAAAAUUAGAAAAAUCAGGAUGGGUGUACAAAGUAGAAGCUAGUUUUCUAGAAAUCUACAAUGAAACGAUUCGUGAUUUAUUGGAUCCGAAUAGCAAAGAAACGCAUGACAUCAAGUAUAAUAAUGCCAAAGAGGCUUCCGUUACUAAUUUGAAAAUAGAGCCAAUAAAUGGAUCAUCCGACUUGAAGGCGUUGAUGUUGGAAGCUCAGAAUAAUCGGGCCGUUGCAUCAACUGAUUAUAACGAACAUAGUUCACGUUCUCAUGCCGUGACCAAAAUCUAUUUGGAGGGAUGCAAUGAAGAGCAAAAAUAUAUAUUUAAAGCGUCCCUCAACCUCGUCGAUUUGGCCGGUUCGGAAAGUGCAAAAACUAGCGACAGGAUCAACGAGACCAAGAAUAUCAACAAGAGCUUAUCCACGCUUGGCAAUGUAAUGCUGGCAUUGCAUAACAAGGAUGGUCACAUCCCCUACAGGAAUUCCAAAUUGACUUACCUUCUACAAUCGAGUCUUGGCGGCAAUUCGAAAACGCUCAUGUUUGUAAACAUAUCGCCAUUUGAAGAUUGCUACAAUGAAACAGUAAACUCGUUGAGGUUCGCUGGGAAAGUUAAAGAAGUCAAGACAGGAUCGAAAAGGAACAAAAUGAAAAAGGACAGGGAUAUGUAAUAUGUACAUCUUAAUUAAUGUUGUUUUGAAUUAGUUUUAAUUUAAUUAAUAUAUAUAUAGGCUAUGCCAUAUCCAAACGUAACCAUUUGUAUCAUUAACUACGAAUGGCCAUGGGUGUGAUAUUUCUGAUUUUUUUUUGAAAAAAAAUAAAAAUUUAUAUUUAAUUGAUUUUAAUUCGU